AUGGAGAAGAAUGCGCUUGAAGUCACUGCGGACGGUUACAGACGGCCAGCUCUCCUGAAUACAUGCAGAGAGAUUCGAUCAGAGACCUUGAAAAUCUGGUACUACGGGAGCCGUUUCAAAAUCUCUGUGUAUGACUUCAACUCGGACACGAUAUUCCGCUUUACUAGCUCAGUGCGAGCCUUCGGCAUCAGGCUGAGCCUAGUGAAUUGUCGGUGCAACUACUACCACAACCCUCCCUCGUGGACGAAUCUAGUCUGUUGGCUAAGACGGUAUCAUGCAAAGGAAAUCCACUUGGCCGUAAACCCCACCUCGCCUCACCACACAUGGUUGCAGGGAUCCCUGGAAAGAUGUCGAGGAGUUGAUGAAGACUCUCAGACCAUGUUUGGCUGUCCAAGAUCGGAGGUGGAAAGAGGACUAGGCUCGCGUCCUCCUGUUGAGGCACCCGGCCAAGAGUACAGGACCAAAGUUCCUUUUCAUGAGCCUGUGCCGGGAGUCCAACCAGCUCAUGAUCGGGGAGGAGUGAUUGAGCGUCACCAGCGGAUCAGAGGAGCUCGUUUGAAUACCGAGUGGCUGAAUUUACAUCUUGAGAAGGCGCUGAUGAAGAGUUGCAGCAGCCUCGCGUUUCCGCUAACCAAAGUACUUACAUUUCCCAAGACUCCUACUCCUUUUCCACCAUUGUUCUAUUCCCUUGACGAAUUCCUGGGUGAAGUCCGACAAGCUGAAGUGGAGCAAGAAUUGCUGUCAAAUGCUGCGUACGGCUUAAAUCUGAUCGUUUCCUACAAUUAG
Molecule: messenger RNA, 786 nt
Organism: Pseudocercospora fijiensis CIRAD86
Lineage: Eukaryota; Fungi; Ascomycota; Dothideomycetes; Mycosphaerellales; Mycosphaerellaceae
Exons: 5
Coding region: 1-786 (261 amino acids)
Source: RefSeq, a predicted model, not a curated record